Molecule: messenger RNA, 5100 nt
Organism: Cotesia congregata
Lineage: Eukaryota; Metazoa; Arthropoda; Insecta; Hymenoptera; Braconidae
Source: the annotation of a GenBank genome assembly
GAUCCUUGUAGCACUGUCGAGUGCUCAGAACCAGAGGUCUGUCAACUGGACGCUUCGCGACAGCCUGCCUGUCAUUGUGGCGAACAAUGUGGUCUUGAGUUCUCACCAGUGUGUGGUAGCAACGGCAAGACUUACUCUAAUGAAUGCAGUCUUAGACAGGAAUCUUGCAGAUCUAGAUUACCCCUGAGAAAAAUCUACAAUGGUGUCUGCAGUUCUGGUAUCAAUCCAUGCGAUGGUGCCAAAUGUAGUGAAGUCGAGCAGUGUGCAAUCGACCGUUAUGGCAUCACGAAAUGUGAAUGCGGGCCAGAAUGUGAGCCCGUAAUGAAGCCAGUCUGCGCCAGAGGCGGUACUACAUACAAAUCUCUCUGCGAGCUCAAAAGACAUGCUUGCCUAACUAAGAGUAACAUUGAGGUCGCAUAUACGGGUACCUGCGGAUCUCAAGGAGCAUCAAUUGAAAGAGCUAUUUGUCAGUGGGGAGCAAUCUGUGCGGAAAGUGGGGACACUGCUAUCUGUGAGUGUCCUACGUGUACUGUAGAAUUCAAUCCGGUGUGCGGGGACGAUGGAAUCAGCUAUGGAAACGAAUGUAAACUCAGAUUGGAGGCUUGUCAACAUCGUAGAGAGAUCAAAGUACUUUAUCAGGGUCUUUGCAAUGGCUGCGAGAAUAAGAAGUGUGAGCAUUAUGGAAAAUGCGAAAGCGACAGCUCCGGUGAAGCCAGAUGUGUCUGUCCGACCAACUGUGGGGAUUUGGAAAAAAACAGCAGCUCGGCUCGCAAAGUAUGUGGAAGUGAUGGAACAACUUACGCCAAUGAAUGUACUUUGAAAAAAACUUCAUGUUUAACUCAAGCUGUAAUAACUGUAGCAUUUGAGGGAGACUGCAAGUUAUGCACAAAUGUUGAAUGUGCAAAUGGAGCUCGUUGUUCGGCAGGGGAAUGUAUUUGUCCAGAAAGUUGUCCAGAUCCAAAAGACGAGCCUGUAUGUGGUACAGACGCAAAGACUUAUCCCUCAGAGUGUGAACUGCAGCGUGCUGCAUGCGACCGAGAUAAGGCAAAACUUGCUGCUUUACACGUCGCUUUUCAUGGUGAAUGUGGCGAGAAGUUUGCUGUCGCUGCUCUAACAACUAUGUCUACACCUUCAGUAACUCGACUGUCAACUGCAGUUACGGAAGUCACUAGCGCUCAAGAGAUGUGCAAAGAUAUACAUUGCGAUUUUGAAGCAACUUGUGAACUUGGACCUGACAGGUUUCCGAGGUGCAGUUGCAAGUUUGAUUGUGCCUCAAUACGCCCUGAAAAUAUGCUACCAGUUUGUGGCAGUGAUCUCAAAAUUUAUUCCUCUAUCUGCGCAAUGAAGAUGGAAGCCUGUCAACGCCAACAAGAGUUACGAUUACGACCGCUAGACCUUUGUCAAGGCAUGGAAGUUAAGCCAUGCAACGGCGAUACUCCCUUAGUAGAUGAUGAAGAAAAAGAAUACGACUGUGGAAGUGGUGCUAAUCGACGGGAUUGCCCGAGCAACAGUUAUUGUCAUCAAACGCCCCGAUUCGCUCGCUGCUGUAAAAAAAAUGAAGGUAUUCAGGUUGUCGAAUGUAUGGAUUCAUGGCACGGUUGCUGUCCCGACGGCAAAACCGCUGCUCUUGGUCCUGACAAUGCCGGGUGCCCUAGUUUGUGUAAUUGCAACAAAUUGGGCAGCAUUUCAGAUACUUGUAACCCUGAAUCUGGUCAGUGUGAAUGCAAGCCUGGUGUAGGUGGUCUUAAAUGUGACCGUUGUAUGCCAGGAUAUUGGGGCUUACCGAAAAUUAGUGAAGGACAUCAAGGAUGCAUUCCUUGUGGCUGCUCUCUUUUCGGAUCAGUUAGAGAAGAUUGCGAGCAAAUGACGGGACGAUGCGUUUGCAAGCCAGAAAUCCAGGGACAGAAAUGCACUAUUUGCACAGACCACACUAAAAUACUCACACCAUCUGGGUGUUAUUCAGUGGACGCGAAUCCUAUGAUUGCAACAAAUUGUAACGAGCUCGAAUGUUACUCUGGUGGGCAUUGUUCAGAGAUUGGUAGUCUUCAUUGUGAGUGCCCAUCAGUAUGCCCAGCAGAUUUACCGACAGUACCAGUUUGCGGAAGUGAUGGACAAACGUAUGACAACGAGUGUGAAUUGCGACUAUAUGCCUGUCGUCAUCAGGCAGACGUUGUGACUCAAGCCUUCGGGCACUGCAGAGACUAUCCCACGGUGAACACGGAUUUUCCAGUGAAAAGAUUUACAGCUGUCCAAUACACUCAACCAGCAGCAGCUAUAUCACCAUUGUCAAAGUCAACUAGGCAUCUUCUUGGUCCAGAGCCAGACCAACGUUAUUAUUACACUCAUCGCGCUCAACAAGAAACGAUUACAAUUGAUCGUGAUAAUUUUAAACAUGGUGUAGCUGCUGCAUCACGACCUACUCCAGCAACAAUUCGAGUCGUUACAGCACUUCUUGGUGAUCUCUGUUCAAACGAUAAAGACUGCUCGAUUCCCAAUAGUGAGUGUUUGAAUGGACGCUGUAUUUGCUCUAAUGGAUUUGCCGAAACAAGUGAUCGUCAGGAAUGCUUUGCAAAUUACAUAUCAGUAACACCUUCAGAAGAAGUUCGUGCUUGUGUCUCAAAUCCAUGUCAUUCAUCUGCAACUUGCAUUGAUUUACCAAGUUCAACAUUCCUUUGCAUUUGUAAUCCUAAUUACAAAGGUUUGCUUUGCGAUGAAGAAAUAAACAAACGGGAUUACGAUGUGCCAUCAUUCGACGGUAAAAGUUAUGUCAGGAUGAGUCGACUAAAAGCAUAUCAUAAAUUCAGCAUUGAAGUUGAGUUUAAAACUUAUGCAGACAACGGUAUAAUCCUCUACAACCAACAGAAAAAUGAUGGUAGCGGAGAUUUUGUUUCACUAGCCAUUGUUGAUGGAUACGUACAAUUCCGAUAUAACCUUGGAAAUGGGCCAGUAAUAUUGACAUCACCGGAGAGAGUUACCAUGAAAAACUUUCAUCGCAUAACAGCUAAAAGAUACCACAAAGACGGUGUUUUAAUUUUUAACGACGGGGAAGAUAUCGCUGGUCAGAGCCAAGGGAUACUUAAAUCAUUAGAUCUUAAUCAAGAUACAUUUAUUGGUAACAUGCCAACAAAUUACAGCCGAGUAUACGACAACAUUGGGACCAAUAAAGGAUUUUUAGGUUGCAUUCGCAAGCUUAAGAUCAACCGAUUUACAGUUGAUCUUCAUCUGGGAAAAGAUAAAGACGUUCUAGAAACUUACCGCGUUAAGCAGUGUAACGAAAAUGCUUGUGCUAAUCUGCCCUGUAAAAAUGGCGCUACCUGUCAGCCGAUAUUCGAAGAAGAUCUUUGCAAUAACAGAGAGUGUAAAUCUAAAACAAAGCGAAGCAAAACAAAGAGAAAACGAAAUUACAAUGACGGAAUUAAAUUUGUCAAGUGUAAGGGCUCUCACUGCAAUAAUGAUUCUAAGUCUCAACAAACAAGUACCAACAAACAGAAGAUAAAAAGGUCGAAAAAAUAUUCAAAAAAACGAUGCGCAACUUUGGAUUGUAACUACGAUUACGAAUUAGAUUAUGACUCUUCUUAUGAGCACGAUAAUUAUCCCGUAACGACCUACAAACCACCAACAUACAAAUGUAUUUGCCCGCCUCAGUUUACAGGUGCAAACUGUGAAGAGUCAUUGGACCCUUGUCUGGGUGAGCCUUGUCAAAAUGGCGGGACUUGUGAUAUCUUACCGCAAGGGGGUUAUGUUUGCAAGUGCCCACCUGGGAGAACAGGAGAACAUUGUGAAAUCUUAGACGGAGAAUUAACAGAAUUUUUAAUUCCACAAUUUAAUGCCGAUGGGUUCCUUGAACUUCCCUGCCUUGAAGGAGUCUCAAAGGCAUUUUCAAUAGAAAUAUGGUUUCUUACACGAGCUACAGAUGGCUUACUACUCUACAAUGGGCAACUUAACAAUGGCCGGGGAGAUUUUAUUAGUCUUAACUUAGCUAAUGGCAAAUUGGAGUUUAAAUUUAAUCUAGGCAGUGGUAUAGCUAAUAUAACAUCUCCCGAUCCCGUGAGUCUUAAUACUUGGCAUUGUGUUAGAAUCAGUAGACUUGGUAGAGAAGGUCUUCUGCAGUUAGAUGAAGGCACUAUUGCACGAGGCUUUUCUGGUAGUCCUCUCACUGAAUUGAAUUUAGAGAUGCCUCUUUACAUUGGUGGCGUUAAACACUGGCGAGAAAUUCAUCGUCUGGAAAGUGCCUGGACUGGGCUUACAGGCGCAAUACAAAGAUUAAUGGUCAAUGGUAAGACUUACCAGAAUCUAGCAGUUAAUUUCACUCAGCACAAUACUGAAAUCUAUGAUGGGUUACCCUGUCCUGCUGAUGGCAAUCCCUGUCACAACGGCGGAGUCUGUUUGCCAUUAUUAAAUAGUUAUCUUUGUAAGUGCGCAACCAGUUACAAUGGGCUUCACUGUGAAUUCUUCAUGGGGUACGACGUUUCUGGCGGCGAAAUAGCUGAACGACCCGUCAGAUUUGAUGGCGACAAUUUCCUUCAGUUUAAACAUCGUUACGGAAGAAGCUCUAACAAUACUUUAACAACUAACACUUCUCUUUUGGAAUAUUACGAUGAUUCUUACUCUGAUUACGAAUUUGAAGAGGAUAGUGAUUUCGAAUAUGAAAAUUAUGAUUAUACUGAAUACAAAGGACAACAAUCGAAUAAAUUUGAGCUAAGCUUACGUACCGUACAUCCAGAUGGAAUGAUAGCAUGGAUUGGCCGAGGAAAAAUAGAGAACCUUGUAUUAUCUUUACAGGACGGAUUUGUUGUAUUCACCUAUAAAGGGAAAAAUGAUCAAGUGUCUAUAAAAAGUCGAAAAAAAGUUAACGAUGGUAUUUUUCAUCACAUUAAAGCCGCACGUCGGCGAAAAGCAACGGUAAUCCAGGUUGAUGACGAAAUUCCCAUAAAAGUUGCCACGGAAAUCUCUCUCCUAACAACCAAUGGGAAAUUAUUUGUUGGCGGAAAGCCUGGCCAUAAAGGAAUCAAGGGUUGCGUGACUGACUUUAUCGUUGAUAAAAGAAGACUGCCUUUGGCAAGACGAAAGAUCGAAUUUUGCCAUGAUAAUGACGUGUGA